Messenger RNA from Miscanthus lutarioriparius, 243 nucleotides. The record is from the annotation of a GenBank genome assembly. Lineage: Eukaryota; Viridiplantae; Streptophyta; Magnoliopsida; Poales; Poaceae.
AUGCCCGUGAAGUGGUUCUUCCACCCGGAGCUGCUCUACCCGUGCAGGCCGCUGCGUGACACCACUGCCGCUGUCGCCGCCGCCUCCUUAUUCCUGUCCGUGCCAACCACUGUCAGUGAAUGUAAAAGCUUCCAGCUCCACGGCGAUAGCAACUCCAUCGUGGUGGAGCUGUGGCCCAGUAAGACCUACAACUACAAACAUGUCUCUGGUGAAGUCGACGUCGACACCUCGCUGCACCUCUAG